Molecule: messenger RNA, 717 nt
Organism: Adineta ricciae
Lineage: Eukaryota; Metazoa; Rotifera; Eurotatoria; Adinetida; Adinetidae
Source: the annotation of a GenBank genome assembly
AUGACUCAACAGGAAAUAACAACGUCAGAAACUGUCAAUAAUCCGACACGUCAUAACUAUGCAAGUACUAUUUCAGAAUCUAAACAAUCAAAUAACCAUAGCAAUCUUGGAUCGACAAGAAUAUUUUUCAGCCGACAUCGCGCAUGUUUUGAAGCGAUUUUAUAUUACUAUCAAUCAAAUGGACGCCUUCGUCGACCAGACAACGUUCCAUUGGAUAUAUUUCUGGAAGAAGUUCGCUUUUUUCAAUUAGGCCCAAGAGCAUUUGCUCAAAUAAUAGAAUCCGAAAAUUUACGCAAGAUUAAACCUAAACCAAUGCCUAAAACACGUCGGCAUCAGCUUCUUUGGCAACAUUUGCAAUAUCCUAAAUCUUCAAUUUUAGCACGUGUGAUCUAUGUUGUUUCGAUGGCUAUUACUCUUCUUUCUAGUAUCACACUAGCUAUUGAAACUUUACCAAGUGUCAACAAAGAUUCGUCAGUUGUAUGUUAUAGUGAAACAAAUCUUAACGAUUCUGUAUCUUUGCAAUUCAUGGCAGGUUGUCCAAAAAUAUUCUCUACGCCGCCAUAUUUUACGAUUGAAAGUAUUUGUGUUUCAUAUUUUACAAUCGAAUUUUUUCUUCGUUUGAUCAGUACUCCUUCGUAUAAACAUUUUCUCUUGUCAUUUAUGACUCGGGUUGAUAUACUAUCUAUUGUUCUAUAUUAUUGCAUUGUGGCUCUAUAG